AUGCAUCCUCUCAGGAAGGAAGAGACCCUGGCAGGCCUGUUGAAAGCUCUGGUGAGGUCAGCGCUCUUCUUGGGAUGGCCGAGGAGACCCCUAGGUGGCUGGACAGCGACCUUGGAAGCCUGUCUUUCAACACCAAAGGAUCCCAGGGUCCUCCCUGGGACCCACAGGCCGAAGCCAGUCUCUCCCGCCAUGAAGGAGACCCGAAGGCAGAGCCCGCCUCACAAGAAUCUGUGAACCGCCGGGCCCUCCGACAGGAGAGAAGGAAAAUGAUAGAGAAGGACAUCCUCCAGAAAGUCACCCGGGAUGCCUGCGGCCCGGCCAGCAGUGACCAAGGCGGGGUGAAGGAUGCGCCCUGCCACGCUGUGGAGUCAGCUGCCAGAUCCAAAAUGCCCCUUGCGGAGCCUCCGGAGGGACCACCAGUGCUCUCGCUCCAGCAACUUGAAGCGUGGGAUUUGGAUUACAUCCUUCAGAGUCUGGCCGGGCAAGAAGACAACCAGGGAAAUCGUGGACCUGGAACUGUGUGGUGGGCAGCCGACCGCCGCCAAGUUCAAGACCGCACGAUGCCGAGCGCCGACGACAGGCUCAUGGAACAGCUGGCCCUCCUGUGCACCAUGCAGUCCAGGGCCUCUGCUUGUGCCUGGAAGGUGCCUGCCGACACCCCCCAGGACACCGAGGAGGCAGGGGCAGGAAGCAGAUGUUCCUCGAGGAAGCCGGGCUCCGAGGCCGGGCCAGGCCCGCAGCUGGCCCAGGGCAUGAGGCUUAACACAGAGCCCCCCACCAUCUUCAUUGACCUGCGGCAGACGGUGCCACCAGACCACCUGUCCUCAGCAAGCUCCAGCCACAGCUCCUCUGACAGCGAGGAGGAGGAGGAGGAAGUGGAGAUGGCAGCUCUGGGAGACGCAGAGGGGGCAUCUCCUUCCUCCCUGGGGCUACGGAGCUGUACCGGGAAGAGCCAGCUCCUCCAGCAGCUCAGGGCCUUUCGGAAGGGGAUAGCCCAGCCCAAGCUGCCCGCCAACAAGGGGCCUGGUGGCAAGAGGGCUCAGGCCCCGGAAGACACGGCUGCAUCAGGGACUGUGAGGAAGCAACACAUGAAGCUCUGCGCCAAGGGGCAGAGCGCCCAGGCCCGACUCCCAAGAGGCAGGCCCAGGGCCCUGGGGGAUGCUCCUGAGCCAGGGGCAGCCAGGGAGGCCCUGAUGCCUCCCUUGGACCAACUGUAGCUGCCUCAGGAUGUGUCCCGCUGCCUGCCCCAUGGGAAGAACAGAGAAAUCAUCAUCACCUCAGGCCCCACAGCGCCAUGGGCUCAGGCAGCACAGCAGGGUGCCAGGCCUUUGGGCCAGUGUCCCAGCUUCUCCUGGGGUUCACCCCUCGCUGCCAUGUCGCCAAGGAUGGGCAGGGGUCUCUUUGCAUCAAGCCUUGUGCCAGGCAAAAGACAGGCCCUGCCUGGCUGUGGUCACUGGCCGCCAAGAUCAGGGCCACAGACGUCUACUCUCCAGACCCCAUGUGAUCUGGCCACUGGGGAUCCCCACCCAACCCCACUCCCAAUGAUGAGGGGUGUUUUCGUUACAAGUCAAAGGCAAGACAGGCUUCCAUAAAGUCCCAGGAGGUUCCUCCUGCAGGGCACAAGGCCAGGCUGCCUCCCAGCCCUCAGGCCCUCUCCCACCUACAGAGACCCUCCUCUGCCCCUCUGCUCUGGGACAUGCGCACCCAGAACAGG
Molecule: messenger RNA, 1714 nt
Organism: Mandrillus leucophaeus (drill)
Lineage: Eukaryota; Metazoa; Chordata; Mammalia; Primates; Cercopithecidae
Gene: DNAAF8
Product: chromosome unknown open reading frame, human C16orf71
Exons: 7
Coding region: 75-1217 (380 amino acids)
Cellular component (GO): dynein axonemal particle
Molecular function (GO): dynein complex binding
Source: RefSeq, a predicted model, not a curated record